This is a messenger RNA of Penicillium paradoxum, 1470 nucleotides long. Its product is annotated as proteasome regulatory particle lid subunit RPN5. NCBI's taxonomy places the organism in Eukaryota, Fungi, Ascomycota, Eurotiomycetes, Eurotiales, Aspergillaceae. The coding region runs from base 1 to 1470 and encodes 489 amino acids. The transcript has 5 exons. The record is from RefSeq and is a predicted model, not a curated record. Gene Ontology annotation, cellular component: cytoplasm; proteasome regulatory particle, lid subcomplex; nuclear proteasome complex.
AUGUCCGGCGGCCUAUUGAAGCCCGAGAAGGACUUCACAAAGGAUGCCGACAAGCUCAUCCCGGAGGCUGAAAGCCUCGCCAAGACCGAUGUCCAAGGUGCGGUCGAUAAGCUGUUGGGUCUGGAGAAGCAAUCGAGACAGGCCUCUGAUCUUGCCACUACAUCGCGCCUUCUAAUUGCCAUUGUCACCAUCAUCAAGAACGCCGGUGACUGGAACCUUCUUAACGAUCAAGUGCUUCUCCUCUCCAAGAAACAUGCCCAACUCAAGCAGGCCACAACGAAAAUGGUGCAAACAGUUAUGACAUUCCUGGAUGAGACUCCCAACUUGGAAGUCAAGAUGUCUGUGAUCGAAACUCUGCGCACAGUGACCGAGGGAAAGAUUUUUGUUGAAGUAGAGCGAGCCCGCGUCACACGCAUCCUUUCGAAUAUCAAGAAGACCCAAGGCGAUAUCAAUUCAGCAGCAGAUAUCCUCUGUGAGCUGCAGGUGGAGACGUUUGGGUCAAUGACGAGACGGGAAAAGACAGAAUUUAUCUUGGAGCAGGUCUCUUUGUGCAUUGAGCGCAAAGACUGGACCCAGGCUCAGAUUCUAAGCCGCAAGAUCAACAAGCGAUACUUCAAUCGCAAGCCGAAGAAGUCGCCCGAGCAGAUCGAGAAGCUCAAGAAGGAGGCAGAGGAGCGGGAGAAGACUCGUGGGCCAGACGAGGCACCUAUGGAGGUGGAUGACGAUGUUACAGAUCUCAAGCUCCGUUACUUCGAACAGCAGAUCGCAUUGGCCAACCAUGACAACAAAUAUCUUGAGGUUUGCAAGAACUACCGAGAAGUCUUGGACACGGAAGCAGUUGAGAACAACCCAGAGCAACUGCGUGCAUCACUUGCCCGCAUUGUGUACUACGUCGUUCUGGCUCCCUACGAUAAUGAACAAUCUGAUCUCCUACACCGCAUCAAGCAAGAUUCACGGUUGUCCCAGGUUCCUGAGGAAUCGCGCUUGCUGAAGCUGUUUACCAUCCCCGAAUUGAUGCGCUGGCCUAUGGUCUCCGAGCAAUUCGGCCCCCACUUGUGCAGCACAGACGUGUUCGACGCUGAGGCGAAGCAGGCCGUUGACAACAAAGCAAACCAGAGGUGGCAAGAUCUGCGCAAGCGAGUCAUCGAGCACAAUGUUCGUGUGGUAGCCAAGUACUAUACUCGCAUCCAGAUGGGUCGCCUGACCCAACUUUUGGAUCUGACCGAGGAAGAGACAGAGAAGUACAUUAGCGAUCUGGUCACUUCAAAGACCAUCUACGCUAAGAUUGACCGGCCCGCGCGGUUGGUCAACUUCGCCAAGCCCAGAGAUGCUGAUGAUGUCUUGAAUGAAUGGAGCAGCGACAUGAAGAAUCUGCUGGGUCUGCUCGAGCGGAUCGAUCAUCUGAUCACGAAGGAGGAGAUGAUGGCCCGUAUCCAGCCCACCCGCAGUGACAUGGGCAAGGCGCAUUAA